Dioscorea cayenensis subsp. rotundata (Guinea yam) is the source of this 1347-nucleotide messenger RNA. Its product is annotated as magnesium protoporphyrin IX methyltransferase, chloroplastic. NCBI's taxonomy places the organism in Eukaryota, Viridiplantae, Streptophyta, Magnoliopsida, Dioscoreales, Dioscoreaceae. The record is from RefSeq and is a predicted model, not a curated record. The transcript has a single exon. The coding region runs from base 41 to 1003 and encodes 320 amino acids. Gene Ontology annotation, biological process: chlorophyll biosynthetic process. Gene Ontology annotation, molecular function: magnesium protoporphyrin IX methyltransferase activity.
GAGAGAGAGAGAGAGACAUCGCCGGUGAGAAUAAGACACGAUGGCGUUACCGGCGGUAUUAUCCUCCGCCUCUCCGGCGACCACCACCGGCCACCGCCACCCUUCUCCUCUCCUCCUUCCCUGCCGCCGCCCCUCCUUCAAAACCCUCGCACUCCCACCACUCCCCGCCACCGUCGCCGACCUCUCGCUCGACUCCCCUGCCACAGCCCUCGCCGUCCUCGGCGGAGGUUCCAUCGCCGCCCUUGCCACCGCCCUCUCCCUCUCCGACCCAGAACGCCGCCGCCGGCAGCAAGCCACUGAGGUUGGCGGCGACGACAAGGCCGUCGUCCGCGAGUACUUCAACACUACUGGCUUCGAUCGCUGGCGCAAGAUCUACUCCGACGCCACCGAGGGCGUCAACAAGGUCCAGCUCGACAUCCGCCUCGGCCACUCCAAGACCGUCGAGAAAACCAUCGAAAUGCUUAAGGACGACAGUCCCCUCGCCGGCGUUUCGAUUUGCGAUGCCGGUUGUGGCACGGGAAGCCUCUCGAUACCUCUGGCGCGUGAGGGCGCUGUUGUCACGGCCACCGAUAUAUCCGCCGCCAUGGUGGACGAGGCCCGCCGCCGAGCAUCGGAGGAGCUUGGUGAGGCCCAAAUGCCGGUAUUCGAUGUUAGCGAUCUGGAGGGUUUGAAGGGGAAAUGGGACACAGUGGUGUGCCUGGAUGUGCUUAUCCACUAUCCUCAGGAGAAGGCGGAUGGGAUGAUCGAACAUUUGGCGUCGCUGGCGGAGCGGCGCCUGGUGCUCAGCUUUGCCCCCAAGACCUUCUACUAUGAUUUGCUGAAGAGGAUUGGGGAGCUGUUCCCCGGGCCAUCAAAGGCGACAAGAGCCUAUUUGCAUGCUGAGAGGGAUGUUGAGAGGGCUUUGCGGAGGGUUGGAUGGAAGAUCAACAAGAAGGGGCUCAUCAACACUCAAUUCUACUUCGCUAACUUGAUUGAAGCCGUCCCUGUUUCAUCCACAGCAUGAGUGGUAUGCGCACUGUUUUUCUUUGAGCCAUUGUUUGACAAUGCUUUUAGUACUUUUUGUUCUGUAACUAGUCUUGUUGUUGUAGUACAUAGUUUAUUUCGUUCAAGAGUAAUGUUUAUUAUGCUGAAACUCUAAGUAUGAUUUACUGUAGUAGAUGAUACAAUGAGUUGCUUCAGAGAGAAAUUUCAGUGUAGAAUAGUGUCUGAAUUUUGCAAAUGUGUUGUUGUUGUUGUUGUUGUGGUACAUAGUUGAUUUCGUUCAUAAGGAAUUCGUAUGCUGAAACUCCAAGUAUGAUUCACUGUAUUAGAUGAUGCAAUGAGUUGUUUCAGAGAGAAAUUUCAGUA